Phycodurus eques (leafy seadragon) is the source of this 3087-nucleotide messenger RNA. RefSeq names its product ELAV like RNA binding protein 1a (gene elavl1a). The transcript has 7 exons. Lineage: Eukaryota; Metazoa; Chordata; Actinopteri; Syngnathiformes; Syngnathidae. Gene Ontology annotation, cellular component: ribonucleoprotein complex. Bases 173 to 1186 code for a protein of 337 amino acids. Gene Ontology annotation, molecular function: RNA binding. The record is from RefSeq and is a predicted model, not a curated record.
ACGACACUCCUGCCUCCUUGAGAGAGAAGCAACCUGGUAGGAGGGAAGGAGACGUUGCUCUUGUGGACAGGGAAAGCCGUGCUUGAGGUAGCAAAAAAAAAAAAAAAAAAAAAGGCUGAACCACCUGCCGCCCCUGUUAAAAAGUCUGCUUCUGGAGCAGAGAAGUGUCUUCAUGGCCGUUCGUAGAGGACACAUUCAGUACUUGGAUCAGGAGGCAUAUGACAUGUCCAACGGUUACGACAUGCCAGGCGAGGAUGCCAAGGACGCCAAGACCAACCUGAUCGUCAACUACCUGCCGCAGGGUAUGUCGCAAGAUGACCUGCGCAACCUCUUCAGCAGCGUCGGCGAGGUGGAGUCGGCCAAGCUGAUUCGAGAUAAAGUUGGAGGCCACAGUUUAGGGUAUGGAUUUGUUAACUAUGUUAACCCUAGUGAUGCAGAAAGAGCUAUCGAAUCACUGAACGGACUAAGGCUACAUUCCAAAACUAUCAAGGUGUCAUACGCACGGCCCAGCUCUGAUACCAUCAAGGAUGCCAACCUGUACAUCAGCAGCCUGCCCAGGUCCAUGUUGCAGAAGGACGUGGAGGAAAUGUUCUCGCACUACGGCCGCAUUAUAAACUCCCGUGUGCUCGUCGACCAGUCCACAGGUAUGUCACGCGGCAAGGCGUUCAUCCGCUUUGACAAGCGUUCAGAGGCCGAGGAGGCUGUGAAAAACCUCAACGGCCAAAAGCCACCCGGGGCCUCCGAGCCCAUUUCAGUGCGCUUCGCUGCCGACCCCAAUCAGGUGAAGAACACGCAGAUCAUCUCCCAGCUCUACCACAACCAGUCGAGACGCUUCGCCGGGCCAAUGCACCACCAGGCGCAGCGAUUCAGAUUCUCCCCUAUGGGCGUGGACCACAUGGGCAGCGUGGGCGUCCCGGGCAACUCUGCCUCGGGCUGGUGCAUCUUCAUCUACAACCUCGGCCAGGACGCCGACGAGAGCGUCCUCUGGCAGAUGUUCGGCCCCUUUGGCGCCGUCACUAACGUCAAGGUCAUCCGCGACUUCAACACCAACAAGUGCAAGGGCUUCGGCUUCGUCACCAUGACCAACUACGAGGAGGCGGCCAUGGCCAUCGCCAGCCUGAACGGUUACCGCCUGGGCGACAAGACCCUGCAGGUGUCCUUCAAGACAAGCAAGGGCCACAAGUAGAGGCAGGGGGAGGGGACAAUGGAGCAUAGAGAAGUGCGAUCCGCUCGGUUUAACGCGUUCACUCAACACCGCACCUUUGGUCUAAAAAGUGUCCUGGAACUUAUCCAUGUCGCUCGUUGUUGUUUUCCACAUUUUCUGGAGCGUGGGACUUAAGAAUCAAGGUUACAGUCAUUCAAAACCUUCAAACACCUGCUACUUUAAUACACACGGAGCAGCAAUACAUACAACAAUACUCGUAGGCAUAUAUUCUUUCUGUUUUGUGGAAAACUGACGCUUUUGGUGUAGAAUCCCAACAUGCGAAGUAAUUUUGCAUUCAUUCACAUUUGGAGCCAUGAUUUGCUCUGCAAUUUGUUUCCUUGUGGAGAAGUAGCCCACGGUCCUGGAUUAUUGUCACAUGUAGACAUAGAGGCCUUAAAUUAUAAUAAUCCAGUGGAUGUAAAUGUGAGAGCAAAGCACUUUUCCCUCUCCCCCUCUCAGUUGCUCUAAAUAUCCAAUUUGAUGUGAAUCAACAAGUUUGCUCGGCCGCCCUGCAGAUUGAAAUCUGAGUCUUUUUAUUAUUGUUGUUGUUUGUAUGGAAAAAGUCGAGGUUGAGGAGGGGACUGUGGUGGACCAAAUGCAGGAAAGGAAGGAUUCAAUUGUUCACUCUUGCUUUCUAUUUAGCCUUUUUUUUUUCUCCUCUCCCACUUUGGAAAGAGGUACUCAAAGAGUUUUAUCUGACUGGCUGAAUGCAGCAUCGCUUUUUUCCCCCAUUCAUUUGUGUUGUUUAAUCUUAACUAAAGCAAGCAUUUUUGUUGUUUUUGUGAGUUUCCUUUUAGCAGGGGCAGGUUUGUUUGGUUGGUUGUCAUUGUUUUAACAAGUUUUAACAAGUGCUCAUCUCAAGUUUGGAGUGAAACAAAUGGCCUUUGUUGAUGAUUACACUUUUUGUUUCAGUUGUUUCCCUUUCCAACUCAAACCAUUAAAUUUAAAUUUGUUUUGCGAAACCUUUGCUUUGUUUGGUUUUUUUUUCUAUUUUCUUUAACCGUAUUUUCUUUUUUCUUCAAUUUGGCCCCACUAAAAUUAUUUAAAACAUCACAGUUGCAAAUAUUUGAAAACAAUGAACAGUUUUUAACCUUUUUUUAAAAGCUGAAUUGAUCGUUAAAAAUCGUGAAAUGAAGCAGUGUUGUGCACUUACUGCAUGUUAUGAGCUGGAUUCAAACGAUUUGUUUUAAUUUAAAUUGCUUUUAAUUGCCCAUCCUAUUAUAGCUGCCAGUACUCAUUUGGUCCAAUUUUCUCUCUGAAGGGGCCAUUUUAAACCCAAGUUGUUUAAGGUUCCUAUUGAAUUUAUCAAGUUGACACGACUCAAGCAAAUGUUUUUGUUUGCUUUUUUUGUAACCGUUCAUCUGAGGUUUUACAAUUUAUUUUUUGCUUCUUUUAACAGUUCGUCUGAGGUUUUGAGGUUUUUCUCCAUUGCAUGGGAAGUCAGAUCAAAUGGGCUGUAGGUCCCCCUCCACCUCGACAUCGUCUCCCCACAAUUCCAGCAUUCUCACCGUUACCAAGCUUUAAAAACGUGAUUUUUGUUGGGCAGUUGUUGUCUUUGAAAUGUGUGCAAUAUGUGGUGACUUGCUCAAAGCAGGUAAGGCCCAUCUCUUUUUUUAAAAGUCUUUAUUUAUUUUCUACUGCCAUUGGCACUUUGUACUUUGGUUCCUCAAACAGGUGAGUGAGUGAGUGAGUGAGUGAGUGGGCUGGGGAGGCGCUGUUUUCGGCCUUAAUUUAUGAGAGCAGGGGGGCAUUUUGUUUAUCGGCACACUGUAUUUAUUCAUGUAUGCAGUGUUUUUUAAUGGAGGACUUGUGCAGAGCUAAACUGGCGUCCGUUAAAUGUCUUAACGUUUGAUCAUGUCAAUAAAAACAAUGGAGUCUUUUAA